AUUUUGAUUUAGGUCAAAAGUAAGGCAAAGCGAAACAGGAACACUGAUUUACCAUUGAACUCUCUUAUCUUUCAUUCAUUCACUGGUAUCUUUCGGCUUCCCACUCGAACACUCACCUCUGCAGAAGUUGAACUACAAACACAAACCUAACCAAAGAUGCUAUCUGCAUUUUCAAUUGCGCUUGUUGAGGAAAUGAAGUUAACCGUUCUUCAUGGACUAAUACCUGAGGAAUAACGAAGGAAUUCUAAGGAAAUGCAUAAUCAUUCCAAGCCUCAUUCUAGAACUAUAUUUUCUUCGUUGUUAUUUGUCUUGCAUAGGGUACUGGAUAAGAAAACACUGAUAAAGAAGUCAAAAAAAGAAGAGCUGAUGUCCCUAGCAAUGGAGUUACAACACAGCCAAAGGCUGAAGCUUUGGGCCCCACCUUUAGAAGAGAAAUGCCUGAGAAGCUUCCCUUCAGCAUUUGGAAUUGUUCCACGAAGGAGAAACACACUGAGAAGUUCUAUUGUCUCUUCCUUGAAAUUGAAUAAUUUUGGUCCAUCGGCACCAAGAUUUUGGAGGUCCCAAUUGGUGGUUCCUGGUCUCAGACAAAAGGGACCAAAAGCUUCGAAGUUAGAAGAGUUGCUCAAAUUUGGCAAUGGAGAGAAUGAUGAAGGAGAUGAAUCUGAAUCUGAUUCUGAUGGAGGUCAUAAGCAGGAUGAUGACUUUCAUAUGGAUGAGGAUGAAAGGCGUGAAUGGAGGAGGAAGAUAAGAGAUGUCAUAAAAAUGGCUCCUGAUGUUGAGGAAGAGGUAGAUCUUGUUGAGAGACGAAAAAAGAUGCAAAAGCUUUUGGCUGAUUACCCUCUUGUUGUUGAAGAGGAAGACCCUGAUUGGCCAGAAGAUGCUGACGGGCGAGGUUUUAACUUGGAUCAAUUCUUCAAUAAGAUCACUAUCAAGAAUGUCAAGAAAGAUGAUGAUGAUGAAAAUGAUGACAGUGACAAUGAAUUGGUAUGGCAAGAUGAUGACUAUAUUCGUCCAAUUAAGGACUUAACUACUGCAGAGUGGGAGGAGACUGUCUUUAAAGACAUCAGUCCUCUUAUUGUUCUUGUUCAUAAUCGCUACAAAAGGCCUAAGGAAAAUGAAAUGAUAUGGGAUGAAUUGGAGAAGGCUAUCCACAUUAUCUGGAAUUGCAGGCUACCAUCGCCAAGGUCUGUAGCAAUUGAUGCUGUUGUUGAAGUUGACUUGGUGUCUGCUUUGAAAGUCUCUGUUUUUCCCGAGCUCAUCUUCACUAAAGCAGGGAAAAUCUUAUACCGUGAGAAAGCGAGCCGAACAGCAGGUGAGUUGUCCAAAAUGAUGGCAUUCUUCUAUUAUGGAGCUGCCAAGCCACCUUGUCUCAGUGGCAUCGAGAAUUCUGAAGAGUUAAUACCUACAAUCUGAGCAAGAAAUUAUCAUGGUAGAUGAGUCUUCAGAUCUGUUUAAACUAUAAUUUUAAUAGCUUCACCGUGUUCUGUACAAUCAGUCACUAAGAUGGCGCUGCAGCUCUUGGUGGUGUUUUAUCUGGUGAGAAGAUGGGAGGUUUCUUGUGCUCUCUUCAAGAUUAAAUAGGUGCAUUGCUCGUUCCUUCGGUUCUUAUUCUAGUGUGGUGGCCCUAUUCAGUUUCAAUACAGCAAACUCUUAUCACUGCAAGCAGCUUCAGCCUUCCAGGUUGAAAGUGUUGGUAACUGAAAUGACAUGCCAACAUUUCUUCAACUUUUCGAGUACAUAUCUAGCUAGGAAGCAAAAGUUUAUUUCUCAAUCCUCUUCCAAAAUCAUUUUAGAUUGGGUUUAUUAUCAUUUUGUAAUGAGACUUGCCCUUGACAGCCUGUAUUUGUAAUAGUACCGUUGUCUCUUUUCAAACUUCCAUGGAAAUACAAACAACAAAGUAUAUAAUA
Molecule: messenger RNA, 1907 nt
Organism: Capsicum annuum
Lineage: Eukaryota; Viridiplantae; Streptophyta; Magnoliopsida; Solanales; Solanaceae
Product: thioredoxin-like fold domain-containing protein MRL7L, chloroplastic
Exons: 7
Coding region: 253-1413 (386 amino acids)
Biological process (GO): chloroplast organization; regulation of DNA-templated transcription
Cellular component (GO): chloroplast stroma
Source: RefSeq, a predicted model, not a curated record